AUGCGUAGCUUGGCGUGGCUGUUCAUGCUGGCUGGUCUUGUGGCUACCAAAUCACUGGUGCCGCAGCAGCUACUUGCUGCACCCCGCAGACCCAAUGUUAUCUUUAUCCUGACCGACGAUCAGGACGCUCACCUCAAUUCUCUGGACUAUAUGCCCUAUGUCAAAAAACACCUUCUCGAUAAGGGAACUCAUUAUCGCAGCCACUAUUGUACGACAAGCGUCUGUUGUCCAUCGCGGGUGACGCUGUGGACGGGGAAGCUUGCACACAACACCAAUGUCACCGAUGUCAAUCCUCCAUAUGGCGGAUAUCCCAAGUUCAUUUCGCAGGGGUUCAACGAGAACUACCUCCCCGUCUGGCUGCAGGAAGCGCAGUACAACACAUACUACACUGGCAAGCUAUUCAAUGUGCACACAGUCGAGAACUAUAAUGCCCCAUUUCCAGCCGGAUUUACAGGCCACGACUUCCUCCUUGACCCAUUCACAUAUGACUACCUCAACAGCACCUUUCAACGAGACCGCGAACCACCCGAGAGCUAUGAAGGAGAGUACAGCACCGACGUGCUCGCACAAAAGGCAUAUCGCCUUCUUGAUGAAGCCGUUUCCGCCCAGAAACCCUUCUUCCUCACCGUCGCGCCCAUGGCGCCUCACUGCAACGUCUUUAUGAACGGCACCGGGCUCGACGACAAUCCUGUCUUCAGCUUCAGUGCGCCCAUUCCAGCCAAGCGACACGAGCACCUAUUUCCGGAUAUCCGAAUUCCUCGCACUCCAUCUUUUAACCCGGAGCACCCAUCCGGAGCGAACUGGAUCAAGACGCUGAAGCGCCAAAACGACACGAACGUCGAAUACAACGACCACUUCUACCGCAUGCGUCUGCGAGCGCUCCAAGCUGUUGAUGAGCUCGUCGAUGGCCUUUUCACCCGGUUGCACGAGUAUAACCUCCUAGACAACACAUAUAUUGUCUACAGCAGCGAUAAUGGCUACCAUAUCGGUCAACGUCGACUUCAACCGGGCAAGUCCUGCGGAUAUGAGGAGGAUAUCAACGUCCCUCUGAUUGUUCGCGGGCCUGGUAUUGCUGAAAAUGCAUCUACUGAUAUAGUCACUACCCAUACCGAUCUGGCACCCACAUUCCUCCAGUUACUGGGCAUUCCACUCCGAGAUGACUUCGAUGGGGAUCCUAUUCCUCUGACGCAGGGGCAAAUCGAGGCUGCACAGGACGAGAGACAGGAACAUGUAACAGUCGAAUACUGGGGAUUUGCAGCAGGGGAGGGAAUAUAUGACUUCGACCUAUCCGCAUACAACAACACUUACAAAGCCCUCCGCAUCAAAGGCAAAGGAUAUAACCUGUACUACUCAGUAUGGUGCAACAAUGAGCAUGAGCUCUACGAUAUGAUCACUGAUCCCCACCAACUCCACAACCUCCUCUCACCAGACACCAACCCAGACACCAACCCAGACCUCUGCACAAUCCUAAACAUCCCCCUCCCCAAACUCAUCUCUCGCAUCGACUCCCUCCUUUUCGUUUUAAAAUCCUGCAAAGGCCAAGUAUGCAUCAAGCCUUGGAGGGCCCUGCAUCCAGGCGGAGAGGUCAGCACACUAAAAGACGCUUUACAUGCGCGCUAUGAUCACUUUUAUGAGGUGGAGCAGACGACGAGGGUUCGAUUCGAGGAGUGCGUGCGUGGGUAUUCGCUUGAGGCGGAGGGACCGCAGUUUGAUUUACCGGAUGGAAAUGGAGGGAAUGGGUUUGUGCGGGAUGGGUUGGCGUGGGAUGCGUGGGUUUGA
Aspergillus ibericus CBS 121593 is the source of this 1779-nucleotide messenger RNA. Its product is annotated as sulfatase family protein. NCBI's taxonomy places the organism in Eukaryota, Fungi, Ascomycota, Eurotiomycetes, Eurotiales, Aspergillaceae. Gene Ontology annotation, biological process: phenol-containing compound metabolic process. The record is from RefSeq and is a predicted model, not a curated record. The coding region runs from base 1 to 1779 and encodes 592 amino acids. The transcript has 5 exons. Gene Ontology annotation, molecular function: N-acetylglucosamine-6-sulfatase activity; arylsulfatase activity; glycosaminoglycan binding.